Molecule: messenger RNA, 3032 nt
Organism: Tilletiaria anomala UBC 951
Lineage: Eukaryota; Fungi; Basidiomycota; Exobasidiomycetes; Georgefischeriales; Tilletiariaceae
Exons: 8
Coding region: 296-2911 (871 amino acids)
Biological process (GO): proteolysis
Molecular function (GO): peptidase activity
Source: RefSeq, a predicted model, not a curated record
GCAUAUAUGGUGUUCGACGCGAGCGAGCGAUGAGAAAAGAUAGCCUCUCCAUCUUUCGGAGGGGGUGAAUGUGUCUUCCGAGCGCGAGUUCCGAAGAAUGCAAAGCUGAGUGAUCGAGAUGCAAUGUCUUCGCGAUGCUCAAAUAACGUCGUAAUUGCUUUGCAGCAAGGAUCCAAGAUCGACUUUCAUCUCCACAGGAAUUCUAAGCCAUCGCCCAGGUUUACUUUGAGAAGUUGCAGUACAGCGUGCGGCUCGAGCUCCAUCGCACCGGGCGGUCGCACCAAGAGUUGAGGCAAUGGCGUUGGAUCCAGGACAGGGAACCACGGCCAGCGGUCCAUCGACAACCGCUUCUCCAACGCCACAACCCGUAGAAGGCAAUGUCAGCUCUUCAACGCCGGUACCAAAUUCAAGGCUCGCAAGAUCUUUUCCUCGCCUGACGGCGACUUUUCAAAAGUUCAGUCAAAGCAGAGCAGGUCACGGAGGUGCUUUUGUAUGGCGAUACCGUCGAGGGUUCUUGAUCGGAUUCGGCUUGACGUACACGGCAUUGGCCUACAGCAUCGCAGCAAGGGAUCGCUACCUCCGUGACUAUGUUCACGACAACACCUAUCUCGUGUGGAAGAUCUAUCCCGGCGCGGUCGUCGAGUCGCGAUCGCCAGCGUCCCUCUCUAAUUUACUCAUGGCGCCUAGUCCAGGGGAAGACGCACCGAAAGUGCUUGAGCUGUUCGAGGCGAUACGUGCCCUCAAAUACGCACAGCAAGAUCCUAGGAUCCGCGGCAUAUUUGCAGACUUUUCCUCUCUGCACGUGCCAUCGAGUGUCGCGCCUGAUCCAUUAGGCCUCGCACAAAUCGAGGAGCUGCACAGUACGAUUCAUGAGUUCAAGGCCAUGAAGAAAGAGCAGCUGCAGGACGAAAAGGCUCGCGUCGCGAUCGCGUGGAGCGAUUCUUUCGAGUCGCAAGGAGCAUACCUGCUCGCAAGUGCAUUUGACGAAGUCUACGUCCAGCCCUCAGGCGGUGUACCGCUGAUUGGUCUUUCGGCGCAGAUCCCAUUCAUCCGCAAAUUGCUGAACUGGGCCGGCAUCAAGGUCCACGCUAUGGCGCGCAAGGAAUACAAGAGCAUGGUCUCGACAUUCGUCGAAGAGGAAGAACUUCCGCCUGCGCAGACGCAAAAUGAAGCGGAAUUGUUCGGAGAGCUGAACCGGUCCAUGUGUCAUAUGAUCGCCGUCUCGCGCUUCCCUGACUUGGACGCGGAUGAGGCGGAGUCAAAGGUCGCUGAUCUUGCGAAGGACGGGCCGUACAGCGGACGUGAAGCUCUGCAAGCAGGUUUGAUAGAUGGUGUCAAGCACAAACGUGAGCUCAUUGAAUCGCUCUUCCAGGAAGAGAAACCGUCGGGAGGGGGAGAGAAGGAAGAGAAGGAAGGCAAGAAGGUCCAUCCGCGUCAGGUGGGAGAAUUACGAUUGGAUGCACCCGAAGCUCCAAAAUUUAAGAGCCUAUGGGACUACAAUCGUAUCAAUAACAAAACCCUCGACAGAAAUUUGAGCGAUGACGAAAUCGUCGAAGUCGGGGUCGUCUACCUCAACAGCAGCAUCACAUCCGUUUCAGCUUCUUCCGUGAUCAAGGGGCUCAAUGAGCUCGCAGACGAUGAUGAGAUCAAGAGUGCCGUCAUCAGAAUUGACAGCGGUGGAGGCGAUGUGGUUGCAAGCGAAAGCAUUUGGGAUGCCGUCCGGCGAGUCAAGGCCCGAAAGCCCAUUGUAGCCUCAUUCGGAAAUAUCUCUGCAUCGGGCGGCUACUAUGCGGCAACUGCUGCGGACGCGAUCACCGCAAGCGAAUCCACUGUGACAGGCAGUAUUGGUGUUGCCUCUAUCCGUCCCAUCAUUACAAAGAAGUUCUUCGAUCGUCUCGGCAUCUCCAUACAGUCCUUCUUCACGGGAUCAACUGCCAACUCAGCAUUGCACGAGGCGGAUGCAGCGCAAAAAGCGAGACAAGAACAAUAUAUGGAUGAGACAUAUGCUGACUUUCUGCAGAAGGUGUGCGAGGGGCGACAAAUGACCAAAGAGGAAGCUGACAAGCUCGCUGGCGGUAGAGUGUACACGGGACUCAGCGCAUUUGUCGCAUGCAACCAGGGUGUAGAGGCAGAGUUCGACGAGGAGAGCGGAAUUCUGACCAUGCACAACGCCGAGGGCGAAGAAGAGGGCACAUUUUUAAUCAAACCUGCCGAAGGCUCCGUCAAAACUGAGGAGGCAGAAAGGAAGUCCUCGCCCACCGUAUCGAAGGCCCCAAAGAAGAAGAAGGUCAAAAUCUCCGACCUCACCUUUGAAUGGAGCACCCAAAGCUCUGAGACGGGCGCUGGUAACAAGAUCACCACGAUUGUCGGACACAAGCGAUCUCCGGUACAGGAUGAAAAAUGCGAAGAUGGCGAUGAGAUACCGUUACGGACAGCAAUCAUGGCAGAAGAGCCCGAGUCCUCAGUAGACGAAAGUAAACAGCAAGACGCGAGCAACCAGAAUGCAAGCCGUGGAUUAAUUGACAUGCUGGGAGGAUUAUACGAUGCCACAUUGCUUAGUGUCACCUUAGGGAUGAAGAAGGAAUGGGAAAAGAAGGGCGAGGAGAUGCCCGAACAGCCGGAGAGUCUCGCCGCCGAUCUGCGCCUGGUCAAAUUCCCUCGCGAGAAGGCGUUCCUCCAGCGUGUGCGAGAGCUCAACCGAAAGGGUGACCAACCGUCGCUUUCGUGGGAUGCAUUCAAGAUGGAAUGCACGGCCAUGAUCGCGCGAGCUGCGCUUCGUUCUUUAGCUAUAAGUGCAUCGCAAGCGGAGCCCACGGACCUCGUCAAAGCUUUCCAAGAUCCCACACUCGGCAGCCUGACGGCAAAAACGCGGAUGAAGAUGCAGUACUUUGGGAUGGCACCGCAAUUAUAGACCUGUGAGAGGACGGGCCAGUCGACAUAGACACACUGCUUCUACAUGUAUUGAAUGCUAUUUCAGGUGAUUUCUGCCCCGUAAGAUGCUCAGUAAAAUAUAUUGGUGCACGAAUUCCUGC